UUAAUUUUAAUUUUAAUUCAUGGUUUGUAUUCAUAAGGUACCAACUAUAUAACAAGCAGUAGCCCCGUCGAAGACCAGUUCAUUAGCCAAUUUAUUCAUCAACCAAUACAAACUACUGUGAGACUGUCUGCAAGCAAGUGAAAUAUUACAAAAUUUUGUGCAAUAUUCAAAAUUGCCCAGUAGUUAAUAGUUGAAUUAGUUGGUACAUUGUAAAUUAUUUACUCGUGCAAGGUAACUCGUCCAUUAAAGUUCAAUCAAAUGUUGCUUGUGCCAAUGAGAAAUGUUUUAGCUUUCCAAGCUAGAUCAGUUUGUAUUGCUAUAAAAUCGAAUGGCAUAAUAUAUUCAAAUAAUACAAAUUUUGUAAUCUCAAAACGCCAUGCUGUCACAGAUUUUGUUAGUGUUAAAACUAAAAGUAAGGUUUCUGAAUUUAUUGACAGAUUUCAAAUAAUGAAUCCGCUAAGUAAAUCUAAAUAUGAAGCAAAUAGUUGGAUUUUAUAUGAAAAAUUGGUUGACCAAAUUCCUUUUGAUCAGAUCAUGUUAAAACUUAACUUACCAGAUACAUUCAAUUCAUGGUUUAUUAUAACAGAACUUCACUUAUGGAUGAUAUUUGUACGUUUAAUGAAUGAAGGUACUAAAGGAACUAUGAUUAGAAAUUUUCUCAUGGAAGCAUUAUGGAAUGAUGUUGAAUUUCGUUCUAAAAAAUUAGCAACUGUAAGUUCAGAUGUUCGGCAUCGACAAAUAAAGGAAUUGAGUGAUCAAUUACGAGGAGCAUUAGUAGGUUAUGAUGAAGGAUGGCUCAGUAAUGAUAUGGUCUUAGCUAGUAUGGUAUGGCGUAGAGUAUUCAAUAAAGAAUGUAAUGACCCAGAACAAAUUGAAUUAGUAGUGAAAUAUAUCAGGAAACAGAUGUCCAUUCUUCAAUUGCAAACAUUUGAUAGUUUAUUUACAAAAAAAGAUGUCAAAUGGAUAAAAUUUGUAUAGAAGUAAUGUAAAAAGAAAAACGGUGUAUAUUAUAUAUAAUAUUUUACCUAACAAAGUUA
This is a messenger RNA of Rhopalosiphum maidis (corn leaf aphid), 1037 nucleotides long. RefSeq names its product ubiquinol-cytochrome-c reductase complex assembly factor 1 (gene Uqcc1). The transcript has 6 exons. Gene Ontology annotation, cellular component: mitochondrion. Gene Ontology annotation, biological process: mitochondrial respiratory chain complex III assembly. The coding region runs from base 259 to 978 and encodes 239 amino acids. Lineage: Eukaryota; Metazoa; Arthropoda; Insecta; Hemiptera; Aphididae. The record is from RefSeq and is a predicted model, not a curated record.